AAAGUCUGAAUUAGAAGGGAUGAAAUUUUGCAGAAAUUUUAGUCAUGUUAAUUGCUUGAAAAUGAGUAGUUUCAGGUUUUGAGGGGAACAUGCUUCUUCUCUGUACAAAUACUGUUUAUACGGAAAGUGAAACUGCGGAGUAUUGGAAUAAACUAGCUUGUUUCUGUUCUUCUGACUGUUUUGGCAAGAAAACGUUCUGGUUUAGGAGGGCUUCUGUGAUAGAGAAGGUCUUUGAAUAUAAAGGAAGUUUGUCUGCUAAAAAAUAGGCAAGGGGUCUCCUCUGCCACUUCGUAUCACCUCCCUGCUGAGAUGGGAGAGAUGGGCACAGCUCUGACAGCAGAGGCACUGCUGGGUUCAGGAGGCAAAUUCUGUUCUCAAAGAUUUUCUCAACUCUGACGCCUGCAGGACAGCUUGCCUGCAGCCUGCCUACACAUACCUAUCUACCAGGCAAAGCUGGAGGUUUUGGGGUUUGAUUUUCUAAUCUGUUGUUUCUCAGUACACAAUGAAGUUCACAGAAAGGCAGAAAAUCCCUCAGGCUGACAUCUGUACUUUUUCAAACUUCUCUAACCUCAUCUGAAGGAGACAAAGGAGAGUAAGACAAGAGAUAAAUCAUGGAUUCAGCAUCUGUGUCUGAAAAUGGCUACCUUGAUUUGCUGCUUUGUGAUAUUGAUCCAGUGCAUCUAUUUACAUUCUCAGACCCUAAGUCAUCUGGAAAUGAAGGUGAAUUCUUUGCAGAUCCUGAAAUUGAUACCUGCAACUAUGAACAAUUCAAUAAUAUGGAUUUCCUGUGUACAGUGGAAAAUGAUGAAAGUGAGGAUGAAUUGUAUCUCUCUUCCAGUGCCAGAGAUGCUUAUGCUAGAAUAGCUGAAUUAGCAGAAUAUGUGCUCAAGGAUCAGCAUGAGAAGCAGGUGGAAGAUGCUUUUGCAGGGAACCUUAUUUUGGAUGAAAUGGCUCUUGAAAACACUGAGAAAUUCACUGACGUAAAGAAGCAGAAAUGUCACAAAAGAACCUUUUUAGGCUCUGCAGAGACUUGUUCUGAUACUUCAGAACCUAAAUACAAGAAAAUUGUGGAUGCCCCUGCAGUAUCAACAGGGAAUGGAUGUUUCCUUACGACGUCUCUCAACAGCCAUUCAUCUGACUGCACCCCACUAACUCACCAGCACAUGUCCUUUUCUGUUCCCACUAUCAAUUUCCCACUGGGAAAUUUUGUAAUUCCUGGGUCUUCAGUACCUCUGAUUCCAGAGAGUCUGCCACUUGGCAUGAAAGACAACAGAGAGAACAUAGACUCUGUGGAUCCUGCUCAGCAGAAAAUUAAUUAUUUUCUUGGAAAUGAUCAAUCUAAUGCUAUAAAAUAUCCAGCACUGACUUCCUCCACUGAAUUAAUGGUAUCCCCAGGUUUUCAAGUUAAUUUAAAUGGCUUAGAAAUGUACAAAGAAGUCCAAGUUCCAGUAAUUCUUUCUGAAGAAACUUCAAGAAGACCAAGGUCAGUGGAAGCUUUCUGUACAUCGCUUAUGGAUUACUUCCGAGACGUAUGCAAAUCUGUGUCUGUGGAGCGUGAAAUGUCUCUUGAUCACAUGUAUAUUGAUGGUACACUUAGGCAAAGCCAAAUUGAAACCAAGCCUGGGAAGAACAGUGUAAAAUCAGUGGAAAAGGAUUCGGUAACUAACAGUCAGCAAGGGAAGGAAAAGGCAGUCCUUGAAAGAAACCAAAUAUUUCAAAUCCCAGGAGGUAAAGAGUUAGAGACUAAAGUGAUUGUGGUGCUGGGAAAAGCAGGAAUGGGCAAAAGCAUUCUUGUUCAGAAGAUCUGCCAGGACUGGUCCAAUGGAGAGUUUCCUCAGUUUGAAUUUGUCUUUUGGUUUGACUGCAAACAAAUAAGCUUGCCUGAGAAGUGGUACAGCUUGAAGGAUCUACUUCUUGACUUUUUUGUGAGACCUCAGGAGGGAAGCAAAGAGAUCUUCGAGUAUUUACUUCAGAAUUCUACUAAAGUCCUUCUGGUUUUUGAUGGUUUGGAAGGGUUGCACGGCCAUGAGAAUUUUCCUCAUUGUUCAGCCAGCCAGCCUAGCAAAGACUUGUGCCGCAUGAAGGAGCUGCUUUCGGGACUCAUCCAAAAGAAGAUACUCAAUGGCUGUACUUUAUUACUUACAGCAAGAACAAAAGAAAAGGUGUGCCAGUAUGUAUCCAAAGUGGAUAAGACUAUUGAAAUAGUAGGAUUCUCCCCUCAGCAGAGAGAACUGUACAUAACCAAAUACUUUGAAGGAUUCCCCUCGUGCGACAAUGCACUGAAUUUAAUCAAAGAGUGUGAGUACCUCUUCAGUCAUUGUUACAGCCCUGUUAUGUGUAGAUUUGUUUGUUUUCUCUGUGAGGCAAUACUUGAAAUGGGAGACCAAGGCCUUCCUUCAACUCUUACUACACUCUUCCUGAAAUUUGUUCAGCAAAAAAUAAUGCCUAUGCAAACAGACGUUACAGAUGUUACACUUGCACAAAACCAAGAGAAUCUUGCUACGCUAGCCUGUAUAGCCUGGUAUCUUGGAGAAAAGCACCAAAGUGCCAUGAAAAGUGACCUUCUUCCUUCUAAGAAAGUUAAAGAGUUUGCUCUGAAAAAUGGAUUUUUCCUGCCAUUUGCAUUCCCCAAACAUUCAGGUACAGGAGAAGAGGAAUAUGGGACCAUGUUCUCCGAUUUUGUCAUUCAGAAUUUCUUGGGUGCACUUCACCUUAUAUUAGCAGAAGGCAUCAAGGACAAAAGUUUAAUAAAGUAUCUGUCUUUUCCAUCCAAAAAGAAGAAACCUUAUAACUGGUUACAUUUAGUGCCUCGAUUUUUGGCUGGAUUGUUAUUCCUCCAGGAUGACACCUACUUCUGCUCUUCAAACAAGGGUGUAAAAAAAUCGACCAAGAAGCAGAAAAUGCUCCUGAAAUAUAUUAAAAGGUUGCAAAUAAACAACCUCUGUCCAGAGAGGUUACUUGAGCUUUUGCACUGUAUUUAUGAAACACAAAACAAUUAUCUCUUGCAGCAUGUGGCCUUAAGGCUCAAGCCAGACCUGUCCUUUCUGGGCACUGUUCUUACACCACCAGAUGUCCAUGUACUGUCCUCUACUUUAAAAAGGUCAAGAAAAGAGUUUUCCUUGGAUUUGCAGAACAGCAGUAUUGACACGCACGGGCUAAAAGACUUGGUUGGCCUGAAGAAUGUGACAUCGUUCAGGGCCUCCCUCAGUGAUACAAUCAAACUAUGGAAAUAUUUAGAACAGACAAAAGACUAUGAACUGCUGAGAGUGUCAACAGAAAAAUUUGUUCUUGAUCCCUUUAAGGCAAAGACAAUGAAAGACAUCAGUGACCUUUCUGACCUCGUAGAAAUGCAGGAGAUAAUAAUCAAUUGUGUUCAAGAUACCUCCAGUUGCAGCAGCUAUGAAAUUCCUGCCGUAAAAAACCUGAGAAAACUAGAAUUUGCUCUGGGUCCAGCGUGUGGCCUUCAGGGAUUCCUAAAACUCGUGGAAAUUCUGGCAGCAUUUCCAUCACUGCAGCAUUUAGACCUUGAUGCUCUGAGUGAAAAUGGCAUAGGAGAUGAAGGAGCAAAGAGUCUGUGUGAAGUCUUUCCAACACUGACAUCACUGGAAACAUUAAACUUGUCACAGAAUAAGAUAACAGAUGUGGGUGCAGAGAAACUAGCUACAGCUCUUCCCUCCUUGUCUUCAUUAACAACAUUAAGCUUAUACAACAAUAGCAUUUGUGAUUUUGGAGCAGAAAACCUUGCAAAAGUCCUUCCUGCAAUGGCUUCUUUAAGAGUGCUAGACAUUCAGUACAACAAAAUAACUGGUGUAGGAGCCCAACAGCUGACUGACAGCCUAAGAAAAUGUCCCCAUAUUAAAAAUUUGGUGAUGUGGAAUCCUACAAUUCCAUAUGGAGUUCUUGAACACCUUCAGCAGCUGGACUCCAGGAUCAGUGUGUAGCUUCAGAUGAUCCUAUAAAGGUAACAUAAAGAAGAGGGGAAGGUCUCUUCUGUGUUUUCCUAUCUUACCACUUCGAACUAUCUUACCAUUACGAAGCAGGAAUUAAAUGCCAACUUUUGUGAUAGUGGCAACAUGGAAAAAGUCACAUUGAACCUUCUGGGUGAUGCUUGAAGUGGGUGAAUGAUGGAGUUCACAGUUUUAAGAGGUCAUUUAAAGUGCUUUUUAAAAACUCAGUUGCGUCUCCAUUGAAUUGAUGAACAGUUAAGUAACACGUUUCACAGAAGAACAGCUGGAUAAUUUUCAGUAUUAAAAGUGAACAGGAGUCACCAGCUUAUUGACAGUAGAAAAUUCUAUCGAGUCAUCGAAGUGUACGCUACAAGCUGCUGCACCCUCAACGUCUGAAGUCAUGAGAGAUGAAAACUAAUUGUUUCGUGGUGCCAUUGAUAAACACAAUUAAGUUUGUUUUGAUUUUGGACUACCAAAGUUGAAGUUUUCACCUGUAAGUCUGGAUUAAAUGGAAGUGUCUGGAUCAGAAGCACAAGAACGACCAGACUGGAAAACAGUCUGAAAUUGUAAUGUUGUCCUUGGGAAUCUAGAAGUGGCUCUUUUCUUCAUGCUCAUUAUCAGUGCUGCCUUAAGAAAAGUACUUUUUAUCAAAUAAUUGUCUUGUUACAGAUUCCUUCAAAAAGAUUGGAGGGAGAAGAGAGAUGAAUUAAACUGAAAAACUAUCAGGGAUUUUUCUGAUAAUGUGACAGAAAUCGAAUUAUAUACAAACAGCUCCAGCAUAGUGCACAGAAAUCUUCAGAGUGACAUUGCUUAAAGGUUUUUACUCUGUCACAAAUGGAAACUUUACAAGUGUGAGGUUUUUUCUAUUUUUUAGUGAAAGAAUUUCACUAAACUGAAAACAAAACUGGAUUUCUGAAACCAAUUUUUCUUCUCAUUUAUAUAUCUGAAUUGAGAUUUAAUUGUCACCUGCAAGUGUGAGACUAAAUGCAUGAGCAUCUAUUCUAUACUUGAAAAUGAAAUCACUACUUUGUAUUCUUGAUGUGGUCUGCUUCUGCAGAGUUAAGAAGAAUUAGGCAAUGACGGGAAAUCGCGUAUUUCAAAGAAUUAACAUGGAUCUGUGCUGCUGCCCUCAGUGCUGUUUGAGCCAAAGCCUGCUCCUGCUGAAAGCAAUAGCAAAACAGUCUCCUUUUCUUGCACUUCAGCCCUCUGAACACAGGAAAAAAUAAUAAUUGUACAGAGGCAAUUGCCUGGACUAGCUCUCUGCAUGUCUAGAUACAAGCUGGCGACAGGAAAACAAGGUUGGAUGGUAGAAGCUAGCAUCCAGUAUGCUACAGAUUGAGAAGGGAGGGCUGUGUACCUCAUUUUGCUAACUUGAUCAACAGCCUCCUUUAAGUCUCUUUUGCUAGGAAGCACUGACAACACUGAUCAAAGAUCUUUGCAAAUGAGCAUCUCUCAACUCACCUUCCAAAUAUUCUGUUACUUGGUUUGAAAACAUCCCCAAUUUAAACAGUUCAAAACCUCAAUCUUUGUUCUUUCCAGCAAUUUCUAUGUUUCCACUUACAUUUCUGCACCUGCAGAAUCUUGACAAUUUAAAGAAAGAAGGAAGGAAGGUCAUCUAAUUUAUUGUUUCUGUUCAAAAAAGUCAGGAACCAGACCUAGCACGUGGAGGUAGUAGUGCAGGAGGGCAAGGUAAAAAACACUAUGGAGAAUGUGAUUUUAACUAGAAAAUUAUAUUUGCCUUCAUUAUCUGCUUCAGUCUUCAAGUUCUAGCCAGAGGUGUGGAAAAACCUCAUUUAUGUUCCCCUCUUUAAGCUGCUUGAAUGGGAAGCAGCUUGAGCUAAAUUCAGUGUGACAUUCCCAUCAGCCUACAGCACUCCGGCCACGCAGAGCUACAGUGAGCACUCCUCUCGGCUUCCUUGGACCACACUUAGGAUGACAAAUGCCCCUGUAGGGAUAAAUUCUGCAACCAGGCUUCACUGUGACUGAAUCUAAGAAUAUGCUAACUAUAAUGGAGGCAGCUGAAUGUUACAGCACUCUGCACUGCUAAAACAGUGUUGGGUAUUCUACUGUUCUCUUAGUGGGAGAUGUAGGCUUUAAUGUAGAUUGUGAAUUGUGAUGCAGUGUUUUGGUCAUCUUUAUACAUCUUUUUUGAAAGUAUUAAUUAAAGUGAGUAUUCCUUUUUACAGUA
Lagopus muta (rock ptarmigan) is the source of this 6135-nucleotide messenger RNA. RefSeq names its product class II major histocompatibility complex transactivator (gene CIITA). Gene Ontology annotation, molecular function: protein binding; ATP binding. The coding region runs from base 612 to 3941 and encodes 1109 amino acids. The record is from RefSeq and is a predicted model, not a curated record. NCBI's taxonomy places the organism in Eukaryota, Metazoa, Chordata, Aves, Galliformes, Phasianidae. The transcript has 20 exons. Gene Ontology annotation, biological process: inflammatory response; positive regulation of MHC class II biosynthetic process; positive regulation of transcription by RNA polymerase II.